This is a messenger RNA of Dicentrarchus labrax (European seabass), 4963 nucleotides long. RefSeq lists its product as uncharacterized. NCBI's taxonomy places the organism in Eukaryota, Metazoa, Chordata, Actinopteri, Moronidae. The coding region runs from base 107 to 4105 and encodes 1332 amino acids. Gene Ontology annotation, cellular component: axon; plasma membrane. The record is from RefSeq and is a predicted model, not a curated record. Gene Ontology annotation, molecular function: cell-cell adhesion mediator activity. The transcript has 19 exons. Gene Ontology annotation, biological process: axon guidance; dendrite self-avoidance; homophilic cell-cell adhesion.
AUAUGCGUCAGGAGAACAGAGGUUCUGCACAGACUUCAGAGACGAAUGGGCUGAUUGCAAACCAACACAGAAACAAUCCUUGGACACAUGCAGGCUGACACCAUGGAUGAAGCUGUAUGGUGGUUUCCUCACGCCUCCCAGGGAGCUCUGCAGUAGGAUGCAUGCCUGUGUCUCCAUUUGGAUGCUCCCACAGAUGAUUUCCCACCUCUGCUUUCUCAUCCUGUCCAGCUUGGCAGUCUCAUCCCAACUACUGGGUUUGGAGGAUGUUUUCUUUAGUCCGCAGGACCAGACAGUCAGAGAAGGAGAGGGAGUUUUCUUCCAGUGUGUGUCAGGGGAGAGUUCACCUCCUGCAAGCAUCACCUGGCUCAAAGAUGGGACACUGGUCACAAGAGGUAGACAGAUUCAGGGUGAGUAUGGAGGCGGUAAACAGAAGAAGACCUCAGGCACUCUGCAUCUUUUCAACGUAACAUUAGAGGAUGAUGGGAUGUACAUUUGUGUCACACACAAUCCUUUACUGAACAUCAGCAAGAGGAGCAAGCCAGCUAAACUAACUGUGCAGGGGGUCCCUAGAAGGCUGCAGAUCAUCCAGGGUCCCGACAACAUCACUGUUGCUAUGGGAACAGAGGUCUUCAUGCACUGCACUGUUCGUGGCUUCCCUGUUCCCAUGGUGCACUGGUUCAAAGACGGCUGCCUCCUGACAAACUGCUCAGUCUCGUUCAGCCUUCAGAACAAUGGACAGCUGCUCACAUUCAGGAAUGUGACCAAGGAGGAUGAGGGCUCGUAUCACUGUGAAGCAUCCAACCAGAAAGAGUCAAUCAAGUCGCAGUCAGCCUUCCUUCUUCCAGCCGAGAUGGACUGGAGUUUCAUCAAACAGCCCACAGACUUGACGGUGAAGAAAGGAGAAAAUCUUACAGUCACCUGCAGGCCUCCAUACAGCAGACCAGCAGCCCAGGUGUCCUGGUUCAAAAACAACACACUUCUCACUCCCACAGCUCAUGUAACUGUGCUGCCUAGUGGAGACCUCUUCUUCCACAGUGUCCAGGAGAACGACAGUGGGAGCUUCUUCUGCAGGGCCUCCAACGUCCCCCUUCAAAGAUUCCUCACCUCUAGAAGAGCAACCCUUACUGUGCUGGCCCCUCCAUCAGUGAAACUGUGGCCCCAGUUGCUGACGGUGCCUGUUGGUGCUCGGGUAGUGUUGGAGUGUCAGGUGUCUGGUCACCCUCUACCCUCUAUCAGCUGGGUGAAGAGAGGCCACUCCAAGCAGACUGGAGGCAAGAUUGCUCUGGGACUGAGAAAUGCCACUCUUUACAUCCAGUCAGCCAGGAGCUAUGAUGAGGGGCUGUAUGUGUGUGAGGCCUCCAACAUACUGGGCCAAAGCCACAACACUGCAAUGCUGCGAGUUGCAGUGAGUCCCAUCAUAGUGACCUUCGUAGCUCAGGUGAACUGCAGGAUUGGGGCUGCAGCGGUCCUGCCCUGCAGGGCUGUAGGGAUUCUGCCCAUCACAUAUACCUGGACCAGGGGCAGAGCAGAUACACAGUCCCCCAUCAGCCCCACUAAAGACAGACACAUAGAUGACGACGGAGCUCUGCAUAUUUCCAGUGUGCAGUAUUAUGACGCAGGGGAAUAUUACUGUACAGCUGAGAACCGAGCAGGACGACAUCAGAAACUUACCAUCCUCACUGUCACAGCUGAACGUCAUCCAGCUGAUAGAGGCAAGCAGACAAGACUGGUUUUGUCUGCUAGCACCAACACUAGCAAAGAACUGCUAGUUUCCCAAUCAAGUGACUCUAAGGCUGAGAAACACCUUAAGGCCACACAUCAUCCACAGGCACAGCAUAGCGAGGCCACAUGCUCCUCAUCACACUGUGAUACUACAACAAGCAGAGCUACCACAUUUUCUGCAUUUUCAAGGGGAGUGGUGGCUGAGCUAAAGAUGCCUCCAGGGUCACUUGGCCGUCUUUUACAGCACCGCCUGAAUCAGCCAACAACCAAUCCAACCCAGCCGUUAGUCACUCAGAUGCAGCCUCCUAUAUUACCACCUCCUCCACAUCCCAACUUCCAGUCAGUAGAUCUCCACACCCAACGGCCAGUGACUAGUGAUCCUCCUUUAAUUUUAAACAGUGGACCACCAAUAACACACGACCCAACAUCAGCAGUCACCAGUAACAAGUUGCAUACAACUGUUCAGUAUGUACUCACAGAGAGUCAAUCUCAUUGGACAUUAACAUCAUCACAUACACAAGUUCAGCAUCAAACCAGCGACCAUUUGAUGACAGAGCCUGAUUCUCAGGUCUCUAACAUCCAUGCUGUGUCUCUAGCCAGUGAAAUUACAGAAUCCUUCACUGAGAUGCCCGUGUCUCAACCACCGUCAAAGCUUCAAGGGGGUGGACCCUUUAGCUUUCUCAAGAUGGAUUUGUAUUUGCCGACUCCAACACAGAGUCAUGUAACUGAAACUAACGCGAGCCACUCUGAGUCAGUAACCCAGUCUUCUGCUUUACAAGCUAAAUUGCACAAAUCUCAAAUUCAGCCUCACCAGUUGGUUACAAAAAGUACAUUUUACCAAUCCUACUAUGAGUCAACUUCAACCCAGAUUACUCAAACCAAACUCGAGCACUUAGGUCAACCUCUACAUCAGAAAACACAUUCACAGUCUUCACCAACCCUCUCACAAAUAUCUCAAUCUGAUCCUCAACAAUCUUUUCCUCAAAGCCUUUUUCCGAAGUUUAAAAUUGAGCUAUCGACAAUACAGUUUUAUUUGCCUUCCACACAACCUCCACCUCCACAAUCCCAAACUCACAGUCAACCUUUGCUAGCACUACCUAAACCAACUUUGACCAUAUCUGCACUGCCUGAAACCCAAACUCAGUCAUCUCCAAUACAACAUCCUCUGCUCCACUCACAAGCUCCUCUACCACAGACAGAAACUCCACCACUCCAACACAGAAAUCCUCUUAAAAUCCAGCCUUCAGACUCAACCAACCAUCAUCCCAAUCAGACCUCCAAUCUUUCAACACUGAACCCUGAGAUUCCUGUUGUCCAUCAGAUCAACAUGUCCGAUCAGGUACAUCUAAAUAGUAGCCAGCAAGGUGUCCCUGUGCAGUCAGUUAAAUCAACCAAUGACACAGAGCUAACAGAGUGGUUGAAGAGGAACACAUCCCAAUCACCUAUGACCAGCAAUGAUCCAAGAGUGACGCAGCAGUCUCCAUCAUGGUUGCCUGUGCUGGAGAAACAUGACAUCCCCAUUGUGGUAGGAGUGGGUGUAUCUUUGGCCUUCAUCUUCAUCACUGUUACCUUCUAUUCUGUGGUCCAGAAGAAUGAACCUGCACCAACAAGCCGAGCAGCUCAGAGGAAUCUGGGUGUCCCUAUACGACACGCUGAACGUCGAACUGCAGGACGAACAUAUGAAAACAGAGCUUUUGAAGAUGAUGACUGUGUGGCUGUGAUUGAGCAGAGCCCCAACACAUCUGACACCCGAGCCCGACCUCCAGGACCAAGCCUGGUCACGGUUCAGAUGGAGCCCACAUUUGAGGAUCUUCAAGAAGACCCACAACCCGCUCUGGACAACCACUCGGUCAUUGUAGAGACUUAUCCCGAGCCCAUUCUUGACACUAAGAUUGAUCCCUCUCUUGAAGAGGAGAAGGGCGGCAGUUUGUCCCAGCCUAGCAUCCAGCUGCAGUGUGCUGAGGACUGGACCAGUAACAGAGGAGACAACCGCAGCCCAUGUCAGGAUGCCUUGCCUCCUCCGUCAUCCUUACCCUCCCGUUCACCAUCCCCCUCUCCACCAUCCAGAUUUGAGGAGGGUCUACGCUCCUCAUUAACCCUACAGAGUGCUGAGGCAUGUGUAGCACCUAUCCACCACAGCCUCAGCAUCUCACAUAGCAACCCACCCCUGCUUCUUUCUCACCAUGUCUCUUUGGGCCUCACUACAGUUGCAGUGGAUGUCCAUUUUUACCCAGCAGCCACUGCUCCGAUGGCAGUAGGCACUAGCACUCAUAUUAAUUCAAUCUCUAAUUCCACUUCAGUCGCUGCACCUCCGUUCAGUUCCCCAUUAGUUAACACUCAGGAGAAUGACCAAUCGACUGCCAGAUUUCAUCAGAGUAAGUAGCUACAGAUUAGGGCAUCAAGUCGCAUGAGCAACCAACCGUAAAGCCAUGAUGAGGAAAAUGUGCCUCAUAAAUUGGUGUACCGUGAGAAAGCAUUUUCAAAUGAAUGAAAACUCCACAUAAAAUUACAACUUGUCGUUUUUACAUCUUUGUUUUUAUAAAACAAACAUACGACAUGUUAAUUUCUUAGCAUUAGAGAUGCUGGUGAGAAUAUUUUUUAACCUUGAACACAGCCAGGAUAGCUGCCUGCUUUCAGUCUUUAUGCUAAGCUAGGCUAACUGUCAGACAUGAGAGUGGUAUUGAUCUCCUCAUCUAACUCUCAGCAAAAAGAUGAAUAAUUAUCUUUCCAAAAUGUUGAACUAUUUCCGUAAAAAAAAAGUAUGGGGCUAUAUUCGGUAUGAGCGUCCACAUCUUUUUGUAAAUGUGUAUUCAUAGCUUUAGCACAGCACUUUCUUCCAUGUGGUUACAUUAAUUACUGUCAUGUUACAGUUUGACUAUAGUGCAGGCUACUUCUAAAUAAAACUUUUAGUCUUGCUUCCUACUUUAUCGUACUUUUUAAUUUUCAUUAUUUUCCUACUGAAACAUGAAAGAGAAAAUGUACAUGUGUAGUGUUCAUUUUAUUAAAGUUUCACUCAUAAUUUGUUAUUGGUUAUGGGUUAGUACAGUUUGACUUUAAUAUGUUGUACAAUAUUGACUUCUUUAGUGAAGCAGCCAAGGAUAUUUUACUUUGCCGCAAAAUAAUGUGUUUAUUUGUGACUGUACACAAUGAGUUUCAGUGAUUACUCAUUCUCUGCAAGCUACUUGACUGUUAACACCGUUUUUGAAACCAAAGGAGGGUAAGAGGGGCUGUAUUAAUAAAC